CAAAAGGUAAGCAAUUUAAAAAACAGGCAUUGUUCUUCUAGUCGCUCGAAAUUGCGAAUUUCUAUCUUCUUCUUGCGAGGCAACGAUCUCUCCAUUUCAGUUGAAGAAAUCGACUCUGGAGUGUGGAUUAUAGAUAGAAUAAGAACGCGAAUAUUCUUCAAUCGUUGAUGCUAUUCAUCGCUGUUUUCAAAUGCAUCAGAGGAUUAUCAUCCCCACCAUCGAACCUUUCGAAAACAGUCAAUUACACAUCUCCUGCCUGGGCUGAAAACAACCAGUUGUACCAAAGGCACAGAAGAUUGUACCUCUUCGAGCAACAAUGGAGCAAAGCCUUUCAUCAGCUCAAACUUCUCGUUUCUUAUUUGAUUGUCUCUGGUCUGAACUCAAAUCCCUUCGUCAUGAGCCGUGUUCUUUAUUUGGGUUUGGUUGAAUCGGAAGGAGUCGAUAUGGUUGAAAAAUCAGAGUUCGGAGUUAAGAUAUUCAAUCGGAUCGAAAAUCCUAACCUCUUUUCGUGGAACACAAUGAUCAGAUUCUUCGCGUCCUUCGAUCCAGUGGUUGCCUCAAAUUACUACAGAAGAUUGCUCUUCGAAGAAAUGGUUCCUGAUGAAUAUACAUUUCCGUUCUUGCUCCAAGCUUCCGGGGCUACAUUUGAUGUCGAAUUCGCGAAACAGGUUCAUUGCCAGACAGUGAAACUGUUGCUUGAUCACAAUCUGUUUGUGCAGAAUUCUCUUCUUAAUUCAUACAUGGUUUGUGGCUCCACGCCGGAUGCCCGCCAACUGUUCGAUGAAAUGCCCGAGAAAGACGUGGUCUCAUGGACGAGUUUAAUUUCCGGGCUAGUCUCGCAAUCUCAUUACAUCGAAGCGAUUCAUGUCUUCAAGAACUUGGUAUGUAAUGAUUCUCGACCUGAGCCUAACAAUGUUACUAUCAUUUCUACAAUGUCGGCUUGCGGUCAUCUCGGGUAUACAGACCUAACCCGAUGCUUCCACGCUAUGCUCGAGAAGGGCGGGUGGCUCAAUCGGGACAUGAUGUUUGUGAAUUCGGUGAUUGAUGCCUACUGUAAAUGCGGCGAUCUCUCUUACAUUCGAAAUUUUUUAACUGAUAGCGGUAAAUGGGACUUGUAUUCUUUGACAGCGGUAAUUUCAGGGCUCGGCGUGCACGGUCGAGGGCAAGAUGCUUUGUAUGUCUUCUUGUGGAUGGAGAAAGAGUCGGGGAUCGAACCCGAUGACGUAACUUUCGUUGCUGUUCUUUCAGCCUGUGCCCAUUCAGGACUAGUCGAAGAAGGCUUAAUCAUUUUUGAGUCGAUGAGCGGGAAACACGGCAUCAAGCCAGAUCUUCGGCACUAUGGGUGCAUUGUCGACCUCUUGAGCAGAUCCGGGAUGCUGGAACGAGCUUACGAUAUAGUUCAGAAAAUGCCGGUGGAGCCUAAUCUCGCCGUGUUGGGAUCUUUACUCAACGGGUGUCGGCUUCAUGGCGAGUUGGAACUCGGCGAAGCUGUUUUGAGGAAGAUCGAAUUGCUCGACGAGAGAGGGGGAGCUUCGGUGCUUUUGUCGAAUAUGUAUGCGGAUAAGUACCAAUGGGGUAGAGUGAUGGAAGUUCGUCGGGAAUCGAGGAUACGAACGCCCGCGAAAUUCCCCGGCAGAAGCUGGAUUCGGAGUAAGGGCAAAUUGCGCGAGUUUGUGGCUCGCAACGAUGUCGAUCCGCAAGGUAUGGAGUUGGUUCUUGUUCUUGAAGGGUUGGAAAAGCAUUCGAAGUUGUAGUAGUAGAAAAGAACAUGAAAGAAUACUGAAUUUCGGACUCCCUAAACGUCGAUGAUAAUCGCAAGUUUACGAUA
Molecule: messenger RNA, 1828 nt
Organism: Andrographis paniculata
Lineage: Eukaryota; Viridiplantae; Streptophyta; Magnoliopsida; Lamiales; Acanthaceae
Product: pentatricopeptide repeat-containing protein At5g43790-like
Exons: 2
Coding region: 168-1754 (528 amino acids)
Molecular function (GO): protein binding
Source: RefSeq, a predicted model, not a curated record